CAGAUACACACACACAUUAUACACACACACAUUAUACACACACACGUCCCAGCUCCCCAGCAAAGCAACGUGCAUCUCUGGGCAGAAGGCACAGGGUCGGCGUGUAGCCCGCUCCUCUAUGAAGCCUGCUUUGAAGACCUGCUUGAAAUGUAAUUUGGUGAGAAGCAUGUAAGAACAACAGCAUUUAUGUUUAGAAACUCCGAAUGAUAGAAACACACUGAGAUAUAUAUUAGUCACCAUGCACAUUGUGUUGCAGUGCUGAAAUAAACAUGAUGAAAACGGAAGCUCAAGAGAGAUCAAACCUUCGGAGUGCUUCACCACACAGGAAUGCUUACCGAACUGAGUUUCAGGCAUUGAAAAGCACAUUUGACAAACCAAAAUCAGAUGGAGAGGAAAAAGCAAAGAAUGAGGGGGACCCUCCUCAAACCCAACAAACAAGGGGAAGGAGAUAUGGAUCUAAUGUCAACAGAAUCAAAAACUUAUUUAUGCAGAUGGGAAUGGAGCCAAAUGACAACAAUGGAGUUCCUGCAAAACACAAACCCAAGGCUUCGCCUUCAUCGCCUCAACGGAGGGCAAAGUCAAAGGCAAUUGUAGAAAAGAUAGACAACUCUGAUGGAAAACUCAAGAGUACUGUGUCUGAAAGGAUUAGCCGCUUUGACGCCAUCGACGGCCCUUCUUAUUCCAAGUUUACAGAAACCAGAAAGAAGUUUGAGCACAAUUUACAGGAGACAGAGCAUUCUAACCAUUUGUCAUCAAGGAAAGAGAGAAGGGGCUCAGAGGAUCUUCUGGAUGAAGGGCAUGGAAGUAAAUCUAAUAGGGGUAGCAGUGAUUCUUUGGACAGUCUCAGUUCAAGAACUGAGGCCUUAUCACCAACUGUCAGUCAGCUAAGUGCUGUGUUCGAAAACAGUGAUCCACACAGUCCAAAUGUGGUGGAGAAAGCUGAAAACAGUGAAGAUUACUCAUUGACUGGUCAUUAUCCAUUAAAUAUUACACCUUCCUCCGUUAGAGAUUAUGAAGGCUAUGGCAAUGCAAAAGAUCCGAAUUCAUGGUCUCCCACAGGAGACAAUGACACAGACUCCUUUGCUGAGAUCAGUCAUCAAAGAGCUUCUUCAAAAGAAGAUUUAACAUUUAAUGUUUCUCCAGUGAAAAAAGAGGUAAAAAGAGAAAGUGUGGGCUGCAGUACAUCUAAUGAUAUGGUGUCUAGGAAUGAAUCUCAGGACAGAGGUCGUGAUGAGAAAAAAGAUGGACACAGUGCGGAACAAAUUGUUCAAAAAGGGGAACAUACAAAACAGCAAAACAAUUUGUCCGAAGAUUCUCUAAAUGAUUUUGAUAGGACUAAGUUAGAAGAAACAAAUUCUGAAAAGGGCCAGAAUUUUCCAGCUGAAAGAACUUCUGGUGCCCCAACAUCUCAAGAUGUUGGUACAAGCAUGAGCGAUGGAGUUGGAGAAGUCAAUAACUUGUCACCUGCACAGACAUUUGAAACCUCUGACUAUAAUGUAUAUAGAGUCCGGUCAAGGUAUAACACAGACUGGGAAGAAAAUGAGCAAGACGAGGAUGAGGACAGUGAUGAAAAUAAAUCUUAUGAGCCAGAUAUGGAGUUUAUAGAAAUUCCUGGGUUACCCGAGGAAGAAGAAGUGCCUCAUCAAAGAAAGAUACGAUUUAGCAAAUCUCUGAUCAAAGUGUUCAACACAUACUCAAAUGAAGACUAUGACAGAAGGAAUGAUGAAGUCGACCCAGUAGCCGCUUCUGCAGAGUAUGAACUAGAAAAACGUGUGGAGAAACUAGAUUUGUUCCCAGUGGAUUUAGAGAAAGAUGAAGAAGGUCUUGGGGUCAGCAUUAUUGGCAUGGGAGUUGGAGCAGACACUGGCUUGGAAAAACUCGGCAUAUUUGUCAAAACAGUUACUGAAGGAGGGGCUGCGCAAAGGAAUGGAAGAAUUGAAGUUAAUGACCAAAUCAUAGAAGUGGACGGGAUAAGCCUGGUUGGGGUUACCCAAAACUUUGCUGCCACUGUUCUCAGGAACACCAAAGGGAAAGUCAGAUUUAUUAUAGGACGGGAAAAACCUGGACAAAUGAGUGAGGUUGCCCAGCUGAUCAGCCAGACUCUCGAACAGGAACGACGCCAGAGGGAAAUGCUGGAACAACAUUAUGCACAAUAUGAUGCCGAUGACGACGAGACAGGAGAAUAUGCAACAGAUGAGGAAGAGGAUGAUGUGGGCCCUGUUGUUCCUGGAAGAGAAAUGGCAAUUGAAGUGUUUGAGCUUCCAGAGAAUGAGGACAUGUUCGCUUCAGACCUUGACGCAACAAAAAUUGCACAUAAAUUUAAAGAGUUACAGAUAAAACAUGCAGUCACUGAAGCCGAGAUUCAGAAACUGAAAACAAAGCUGCAGGCUGCAGAGAAUGAGAAAGUAAGGUGGGAGCUUGAGAAGACGCAACUACAACAAAAUAUCGAAGAGAACAAAGAAAGAAUGAUGAAGCUGGAAAGCUACUGGAUCGAAGCUCAGACCCUGUGCCAUACUGUCAAUGAGCACCUUAAGGAGACCCAAAGUCAGUACCAGGCACUCGAGAAGAAGUACAACAAGGCCAAAAAGCUAAUCAAGGAUUUCCAACAAAAGGAGCUAGAUUUUAUGAAACGUCAAGAAGCUGAAAAGAAGAAAAUUGAGGACAUUGAGAAAGUUCACCUUGCUGAAGUUCAAACCCUGCAAUGCCGUAUCAAGGACCUGGAGGCUGAAGUGUUUAGGCUCCUCAAGCAGAAUGGAAGUCAAGUUAACAAUAACAACAACAUAUUUGAAAGCAGGACAUGUCUUGAAGAGGAUACCAAUGCUGUUUCUGCUGAAAACCUGGAAGAUAAGCAAGAACCCUGUCUGGAAGAAGGAGCAGCGAAGUGGGAAGAUCCCGGUGAUGUAUUUGAUUUCAAUGACGCCAUUCCAGAAACAGAAAGACUGGAUUCCAAAGCACUGAAAACACGUGCUCAUCUCACUGUAAACAGUAAACGGCAGAAGCCGUCGAGAACACGACUGUGUGACAGUGUCAGCUCUACUGAUGGAGAAGACAGCAUUGAGAGAAAGCAUUUCAUUGUGUGGCCACCGGCAAACUGCUUUUCAUUUCACUUGAACCAAACAUUAAGUGAUGAGUUCAGCCCAAGCAGCGCAAGUUCAGCCGAGCUGAGUGGCCUUGUUGCAGACAUGAAGAAAGCGGAGCGUUCCCACUCUCUUGCCCUAUCAUCUGAUGAGAGCCUGGAUAUGAUAGAUGAUGAGAUACUUGAUGAUGGUCAGUCCCCCAAACACAGCCAUCUGCAAAGCCGCUUAGUCCUGGACUGGAGCACACAGCAAGUCACCCAGUGGUUAAAGAGUCUGCACAUGGUCCAAUAUGUUUCAGCAUUUGCUGCCCACAAUGUUAAUGGUGAGCAGCUUCUACAGAUGGAUAGCUGGAAACUUAAGGCCCUAGGUGUGAAUUCUCAAGAUAAAGUCAUCAUUAAAAAGAAACUGAAAGAGAUGAAAAUGGCAAUGGAGAAAUUUCAGAAAGCCCAAGAAAAAAUGCAGAAACAAAGGGGAAGAGUUCGAGAAAAGGAACAGAAAAUAAUAAGAGAGCAGCCAUCUGCUGGGGAACAAGGGGGCAAUAAGGAACAGUGACGGACACAUCAGCUGAAUAUGAAGAACACGACACUGAGAGACGAUGAAUUGUGUAUUGACUCCCGGGCACUGCAUGUGAUUCUUACAAAACUGCCAGGAAUGAAACAGGGAAGCUUGAUAAAGUGAUAUCCAUUUUCUUUGCCAAAAUGUUCAUUUUAUUUAAUAACCUCUGUGAGCCAUUUUGCUAUGUCCUGCUAAUGUGCAUAAGUAGCGAUGAGCGAAUCUAUAUAAAGUCAUGGAUUCAUGGUGAAAUUCCGAAUUUUGGCACGUGCGAAUUUUUCCCCAAAACUGCGGCGAAGAAUUCGCCAUGGAAAUUACACUGCAAAAAAACGCCUAUAAGAAAAAACACCCGUUGACUUUAAUGCAUUUGAAGAAAAAAAGUCGGCAUAAGAAAAAACAUCCAUUGACU
Xenopus laevis (African clawed frog) is the source of this 4038-nucleotide messenger RNA. RefSeq names its product 1 S homeolog (gene ppp1r9a.S). The record is from RefSeq and is a predicted model, not a curated record. The transcript has 18 exons. The coding region runs from base 270 to 3629 and encodes 1119 amino acids. Gene Ontology annotation, molecular function: actin filament binding. Gene Ontology annotation, cellular component: cytoskeleton; plasma membrane bounded cell projection; cytoplasm. NCBI's taxonomy places the organism in Eukaryota, Metazoa, Chordata, Amphibia, Anura, Pipidae. Gene Ontology annotation, biological process: neuron projection development; calcium-mediated signaling; actin filament organization.